GUAUAAAAUCCUCGUAAUCACUAUUUAAUGUUUAUUACAAGUUUUCCUACUAUUUACGAUAUUCGUAUCGUGUGGGUAUAAUAUAUUCAAGUUUUACUAAUCUUUAUAUAUGAUCUUUGAUAUCAAAACAGAAUGUCAGGCCUACAAAAUCGUAGUUCCCAGUUACUUAAGUACACAAGACUUUUCAAUAAUGUCAGUGUCACACGGUUAAGUUCAACUACUGCUAAAUCAUCUGCUGAAGUGAUUCAACGAGAGAAAAAAGUUUCUGCAAACAAUUAUGAUCCUAGCCCCGUGGUUAUCACCAGAGGAGAAGGUAUUUUUAUGUGGGACGUUGAAGGAAAAAAAUAUUAUGACUUUGUGGGAGGAUUUGCCACCCUCAAUCAGGGUCACUGUCAUCCAAAAAUUAUUAAGGCCAUGACAGAUCAAUUAAACAAGCUUCAUCACACGUCAAGAGCUAUAUUUCACGACUCGUUGUAUGAACUUAAUGAGUUCUUGACUAAACAAUUUGGCUAUGAAAAAGUUUUGAACAUGAAUACUGGUGUUGAGGGAGGAGAGUCUAGUGUCAAGAUAGCUAGAAAAUGGGGAUAUAGGGUGAAAAAAAUUCCACAAAAUCAAGCGCAAGUUGUAUUUGCCCAUGGAAACUUUUGGGGGAGAACAAUCGCCGCUAUUUCCUCAUCUACAGAUCCAAAUUCCUUCGAUGAAUUUGGACCUCAUGUUCCUGGUUAUCAAAUAGUGCCUUAUGAUGAUUUAGGAAAACUAGAGCAAGCAUUGAGAAAUCCAAACGUAUGCGCAUUUAUGGUGGAACCAUUACAAGGCGAAGCAGGAGCAGUGGUACCUAGUCUAGGCUACUUGAAAGGAGUUCGCGAGCUUUGUACAAAAUAUAAUGUUCUUUGGAUUGAUGAUGAAGUACAAGCUGGAUUGGGUAGAACCGGAAAAAUGUUAGCUGUCGAUUAUGAAAACGUCAAACCUGAUCUGUUGAUCCUCGGUAAAGCACUUUCCGGCGGAGUCUAUCCAAUUUCUGCGGUAUUGGGUAAUUGUGAAGUAAUGGAUGUUCUUACUCCUGGUACACAUGGAUCGACAUAUGGUGGAAAUGCGUUAGCGUGUAAGGUUGCUCUGGCUUCACUAGACGUAAUCAUAAACGAAGGUUUGGUUGAAAACGCAUUCAAGAUGGGUGAGAUCUUUAGAUCUGAACUUAAUGCACGUUUGAGCAAAGAUAAAGCAAUUAAAGUCAGAGGAAGAGGCUUACUGAAUGCUAUCGUAUUGAAUACAAAAGGAGUAUCAGAUGUCUACAAAUUAAAUAAUGAACUGAAAUCAAAUGGAAUGAUAUCUAAGCCUAUUGGGUCGAGUGCAUUGAGAUUCUCACCACCAUUAAUAAUUACAGAAACUCAAUUGCGUGAAGGGAUUGAUAUAAUUGUAGAUACUAUAAAUAAUUUUAAUAAUUAAAUUAUUCAUUGAUACCAUUAUAUAUAAAAUGAUUUCAAAA
This is a messenger RNA of Melanaphis sacchari, 1483 nucleotides long. RefSeq names its product ornithine aminotransferase, mitochondrial (gene Oat). Gene Ontology annotation, cellular component: cytoplasm. The transcript has 7 exons. Bases 133 to 1443 code for a protein of 436 amino acids. Gene Ontology annotation, molecular function: identical protein binding; pyridoxal phosphate binding; L-ornithine transaminase activity. Lineage: Eukaryota; Metazoa; Arthropoda; Insecta; Hemiptera; Aphididae. The record is from RefSeq and is a predicted model, not a curated record.